AAAGCUCGUCUCCGGCACUCCCUUUCAUUUCCCGGUUGCUUACAAUCGGGAAGAGGAAAUGGCGUGCUCCGCCACUCUAUUCUCUCUUCCAUUAUCGUUUCAGAAACCUUCUACUCGCCAGCUUCUUUCUUUAUUCCAUCACAGAUAUGAUUCUUUCAACCACCGAAAAGAUUCGGUUCGGAGACGCCCUCUGGUUCCUGUCUUUUGCUUGUCCGAUGGAGCUAAUCAGGACACUGAGCCGCAAGCUGAAUCAACGUCCGCAGCUUCAUCAUCAUCAUCGUUGUCGUGGUCUUCCUCUCCAUCAAUUUCGAGUAAUUCGACGUAUAAUUUGUGUGCUGCCUUGGGCGGGAUUGGACUCGUCGAAACUGCGUAUUUGAGUUACCUCAAGCUCACUGGUUCAACUGCCUUUUGUCCAAUUGGUGGAGGAAGCUGCGACAACGUUCUUAACAGCGAUUAUGCUGCUGUUUUUGGUGUACCACUGCCCGUGAUUGGAAUGGUGGCGUAUGGAUUAGUUGGAGCAAUUAGUUUGCAGUUGGCAGCAAAGAAAUUGCCAUUUGGGAUUGAUGAAUCUGAUGGUCGUUUAGUGUUGCUUGGCACUACUACCUCUAUGGCAGCUGCCAGUGCAUACUUUCUGUACAUUCUGAACACAAAAUUUUCUGGAGUUACAUGCUCAUAUUGCCUAGUAUCUGCUGUGUUGUCAUUCAGCUUGUUCUUUGCCACUCUCAAGGAUUUUGGAUUGCAAGAGUCUAUGAGACGAUUGGGCUCUCAGAUAAUUAUCGCUGGCGUGGUUUUUAUCACCCUUUCUACCUCAUAUAAUGGUUCCCUUCCUAUUUCUCAAAGUGCUGCUGAACUUGACCUGCCAUACUUUGAAACUGAGCUAACAAAGCCAUCAAGCCCUCUGGCCAUUUCCCUUGCAAGGCAUUUGCAGUCCAUCGGGGCCAAAAUGUAUGGAGCUUUUUGGUGUUCACAUUGUGUUGAACAGAAAGAGAUGUUUGGACGUGAGGCAGCAAAACUAUUAGACUAUGUAGAGUGUUUCCCCAAUGGAUAUCAUAAAGGCACUAUGAUAGAGAAAGCUUGUUCAGAAGUUGGAAUUGAAGGCUUCCCAACAUGGGUAAUUAACGGUCAGGUUUUGAGUGGAGAGAAAGAACUGUCAGAACUCGCAGAAAUUUCAGGAUUUGAGGUUGAUGGGAUAAGUUAAAACAUCAUUUCACAUUCUCUUCUGUUUAUAUCAGUUCAGUAGUCAUUUGUAGAUUGUAUAUAAAUAUCAAAUCACUUCAUGACAUUGUUAUUAUACCCAGCAAAGUCGCUUUUUCUUGCGGUGUAAA
This is a messenger RNA of Benincasa hispida (wax gourd), 1325 nucleotides long. RefSeq names its product NAD(P)H dehydrogenase (quinone)s (gene LTO1). NCBI's taxonomy places the organism in Eukaryota, Viridiplantae, Streptophyta, Magnoliopsida, Cucurbitales, Cucurbitaceae. Gene Ontology annotation, molecular function: oxidoreductase activity. The record is from RefSeq and is a predicted model, not a curated record.